Oncorhynchus gorbuscha (pink salmon) is the source of this 2571-nucleotide messenger RNA. Its product is annotated as proto-oncogene c-Fos-like. Gene Ontology annotation, biological process: regulation of transcription by RNA polymerase II. Gene Ontology annotation, cellular component: nucleus. Bases 493 to 1884 code for a protein of 463 amino acids. The record is from RefSeq and is a predicted model, not a curated record. NCBI's taxonomy places the organism in Eukaryota, Metazoa, Chordata, Actinopteri, Salmoniformes, Salmonidae. The transcript has 4 exons. Gene Ontology annotation, molecular function: RNA polymerase II cis-regulatory region sequence-specific DNA binding; DNA-binding transcription factor activity, RNA polymerase II-specific.
CGUGUGUAAUGCAAACUGCUGCACAGGAUAUAGGCUAUGAUGUGACGUAGUUCAUUCACACGUUGGUGGUUACAAUGUAGGCAUCAAUUUCUUGAAGAGGGCCUCAACAUACAAACAAUGUGGUCAUAUUUGAGCGGUACAAUUAAUCUAAAAUACAUUGAGACUGUCAUCAUCUCAGUUUAAAAUGUGUGUGGGUAAUAUUGCAGCUCCGUUGCUAAAACAAGCCUGUUUAUUCUCGCCUAUAACACCCUACCCUCUUUGUGGAAUGGUACCGUCUCUCCACACAUAUUUCAUUAAUACAAUUCAAGCUCCCAAUAAAAGGAGGCGCGCUCCACUAUCUGCAGCUACUACCAUUCACUUGAAAGCGGUGAAAGUAAUGCACAGAGGUGACAACAGCAGGACAGUAUAUUAUAGAAUACGAUAAUUUAAUAGGGAUAGUGAUUUAUUUUGUAAAGUUUUAUUGUUAGUACAUUUUGUUGAUAAGGCAUCAUCAUGUAUCCGGACUCGAUCCCAGACUACGAUGACUCCUCGAGCUCGUCUAUCAGCAGCAGCAGCAGCAGCAGUACGAGCAGCACCUGCGCAGCAUCGCCUACCGGAGAUAUCCCCCAGUGUAGCCAGCGAUCUCCAGAUUCACACAGGAACAAAUCAUCAAUGGACAGCAACAUGUCGCAGGAUGUCUGCGGAGAAACAGACUCUCCAUGGCAGUCUCCCUUUGUUCCAACGGUGACUGCAAUCUCAACCUCCCUGGAUCUGCACUGGAUGUUCCAACAGACCACCGUCAUCACAUCAGCAUCAGUCUCCUCCUCCUCCUCCUCCUCCUCCUCCUCCUCCUCCUCCUCCUCCUCCUCCUCCUCCUCCUCCUCCUCCUCCUCCUCCUCCUCCUCCUCCUCCUCCUCCUCUUCCUCUUCCUCCUCCAGUGGACGUGCAAAGCUUAGCAGAGCGCAUGGCGCAACCCAGUUGUCUUCCAGAGUGGAAGGCAGCAAGAAUGGGAAAAAACAGCCUUCAUCAGAAGAGGACGAGAGGAGAAAUAUCAGGAGAGAGAGGAAUAAAGUCGCAGCGGCCAAGUGUCGUAACAGACGGAGGGAGCUCACCGACACCCUGCAAGCCGAAACUGAUCAGCUUGAGGGGGACAAAGAGGCCUUGCAGACAGAGAUAGCCCACCUCCUGAAAGAGAAAGAGAGACUGGAACAGAUCCUAUCCACCCACCAACCAGCCUGCAAACUAGCCGUCGCUGAGGACGAUGUCGAAAAUGAGAUCGACGAUGACAUUGAAGGCAUUCUACAAGACGCCACAGAUUCUGCCCAGCUGCUCUCCAUCUUGGAGAAUGCAGACAAACUCCAACUCCCAGAAGGCAAUGCGACAGUAGUGACUGUGUCCAAGGGCCCCUUGUUCCAAGAAAUGGACACCGUCCCCGUCCCAAGCAUCUCCAUCUCAGCCUCGGCAAUCUUGGGUAACUCCAACAUCCUACUGUGCUCCAUUGCUGAGGAAGAACCCAUGGAGGAUCUAGACCUCGACCAGGGUGACCUACAGGACCUGGUCCCCAGUCUGGAACUCAACAUGGCUGUGGCCCCUGAGACCGCCCCGUCUGUUCCCGACAUCGACCUCCUCGGGGGCCCCUUCUGCCUCUCAGACUGGGAGACCCUGUACAAGUCUGUGGCUAAUGAUCUGGAGCCCCUCUGCACUGCCACAAUGAUGUCUUCCACUGACAGUCCUACAUGUAGCAGUUAUUACCGCUCUGUGUUUUCGUUCAAUUACUCCGAGAUAGAUCAUGUGGCUGAGGAGAAGGGGUGUUGUGAGAGCUCCGAGGGUCUCAAAGGAGUUGUUAGCGGUAGAUCUGAUUUGCUUAACGGUCGUCUCAAUUCUCCCACUCUGUUGGCCUUGUGAAUCUGUUAUGAACUGGUUGGAGAAAUAGGGCCAGUUCCCCACACACAGAAUAAGCCUAGUCUUAUUAAAACCUAAUAAUAGCAUAUUCAAUAAUGAUUCUCCAUUGAAAGUGCUCUCCUAGUCCAGGACUAGGACUAGAUCUGUGUCUGGGAAACUGGUCCAUGAGGUUGAUAUUGAAUCAAUAAGCUAUGGUCUAUUUAUCUAUUUAUCUAUCUAUCCCCUGAUGUUUUGUUAACCUUUAACACCAAAUUAAAUGGUUACUGUGACUGUAACAGUGUUAACUUCUUCCAGAUAUAUUGGUGCACCUGUGAGGGCUGUUCACUCUCUUGAGUAGUGGUGGAAAAAGUACCCAAUUGACAUGGGUGGGUCUUAUAGCUCAGUUGGUAGAGCAUGGCGCUUGUAACGCCAGGGUAGUGGGUUCGAUUCCCGGGACCACCCAUACGUAGAAUGUAUGCACACAUGACUGUAAGUCGCUUUGGAUAAAAGCCUCUGCUAAAUGGCAUAUAAGUUAAAGUAAAGAUACUUUCAUAGAACAUAAUAGAGUCAAGUAAACGUGAAAGUCAACCAGUAAAAUACUACUUGUGUAAAAAUCUAAAAGUAUUAGGUUUUUAAAUAUACUUAAGUAUUCAAAGUAAAUGUAAUUGCUAAAAAUAUACUUAAGUAUCAAAAGUAAAAGUAUAAAUAAUU